Messenger RNA from Lodderomyces pseudojiufengensis, 1614 nucleotides. It is a transcript of the gene FCY24, whose product is annotated as Fcy24p. Gene Ontology annotation, cellular component: fungal-type vacuole membrane; plasma membrane. Bases 1 to 1614 code for a protein of 537 amino acids. Gene Ontology annotation, biological process: transmembrane transport. Lineage: Eukaryota; Fungi; Ascomycota; Pichiomycetes; Serinales; Debaryomycetaceae. The record is from RefSeq and is a predicted model, not a curated record. Gene Ontology annotation, molecular function: transmembrane transporter activity. The transcript has a single exon.
AUGUCAUUAACUCCUGAAAAACAUGAUUCAAUAACUACAAAUCAAACAGAAUUACCAGAAUCAUCAUUAUACACUUCAAAAGUUCCAAAUUUUUUAAAAUGGAUAUAUAAAUUAGAUAAUUUAGGUAUAGAAACAAGAGGAAUAGAAAGAGUAAAUGAAGAAGAAAGACAUUCACUACUUCAACAAACAUCAAUAAAUUUUCAAAUUUUACAAGUUUUAGGACUUUGGUUUUCAUCAUGUAGUGGAUUAACAUCAAUGUCAUCAUUUUUUUUAUCAUCAAUUUUAUUUAAUUUAAAUUUAAAAACAAGUUUGAUAAAUAGUAUAUUUGCUGUGUUGAUAGGUUGUUUAGUACCUGCUUAUUGUUCAAUAAUGGGGAGCAAAUCUGGUUGUAGACAAUUAGUAACAGCUAGAUUUUUAUUUGGUCAAUGGGGUAUAAAAUUUAUUUCUUUAAUUACAAUAAUUGGAGGAAUUGGUUGGUCAAUUGUUAAUUGUGUUUUAGGUGGACAAAUUUUAAAUUCAAUUAACAACCAAAUUAGUAUUUCUUGGGGGAUUAUAAUUAUUGCUGUUGUUAGUUUAAUUGUUUCUAUAUUUGGUAUUAAAAUUUUAUUAAAAUUUCAAACUUUAUUAGCUAUACCUAUUUUUAUUGCUUGUAUUUUAUUUUAUAUUGUUGUUUUUAAGAAGAGUGAUUAUAUUCAUGAAAGUAAUAAGCUAAUAGCAGAAAUGGAAAUUGAUCCCCUAACAAAAACAGGGAAUUGGUUAUCUUUUUUCACUAUUGCUUAUGCAGUUACUGCAACUUGGGGAAGUGGUGCAUCAGAUUAUUAUAUUUUAUUUCCUGAAUAUAUUUCAUCAACAACUAUAUUUAUUAUAACUUUUUUAGGUAUAAGUUUACCCACAAUAUUUGUUGCAAUAAUUGGAACAAUUUGUGGAAAUAUUACAUUAUCUUAUACUCCAUGGAAUGAAAUUUAUAAUAAAUUUGGAAUUGGAGGAAUUAUAGUUGAAACUUUUAAACCAUGGGGAAAAUUUGGAAAAUUUAUUUCUGUGUUGUUAUAUUUAUCAUUAAUUUGUAAUAAUAUUAUGAAUACUUAUUCAAUUGCUUUUGAAUUUCAAUUAAUUGAUAACCAUUUAUUAUUUAUUCCCAGAUGGAUUUGGGUUAUUUUAAUCACAGUUAUAUAUAUCAUAUUAAGUUUAGUUGGUAGGGAACAUUUUUCAACUAUAUUAAGUAAUUUUUUACCAAUGUUAGGUUAUUGGAUUACUAUUUAUAUUGUACUAUUAUUAGAAGAGAAUUUAAUAUUUAGAUCAACUUUAAAAGUUAGAAAGUUACAUGAAAAAGAAUUUGGUGAUGAAGAAGAUGAUAAUAAUAAUUACAAAAAACUAUAUAAUUGGCAAAAUUGGAAUUUACCAAAAGGUAGAACAUUAGGAUUAGCUUCUUGUAUUGCUUUUUGUUUUGGAGUUGUUGGUGCUAUAUUAGGAAUGAAUCAAAUUUAUUUUAUUGGUCCAUUAGCUAAAAAAAUUGGUGAAUAUGGUGGUGAUAUUGGUAUGUGGUUAGCUUUUGGAUUUAGUGGUAUAACUUAUCCAAUUUUGAGGUAUAUAGAAUUAAAAAAAUUUAAAAGAUAA